Molecule: messenger RNA, 1054 nt
Organism: Vollenhovia emeryi
Lineage: Eukaryota; Metazoa; Arthropoda; Insecta; Hymenoptera; Formicidae
Gene: Ntmt
Product: N-terminal Xaa-Pro-Lys N-methyltransferase 1
Exons: 5
Coding region: 288-1019 (243 amino acids)
Biological process (GO): N-terminal protein amino acid methylation
Cellular component (GO): cytoplasm
Molecular function (GO): N-terminal protein N-methyltransferase activity
Source: RefSeq, a predicted model, not a curated record
UGGAGAAUCUCGGUCGUUGAACAUCAAUAUGGCAAACUGUCUCCUUUCAAGUUAGCCUACCGAAUCUUGCUAGAAAUGUGGAGAACGUUGUGAGGGAAACGUCGGGUAAACGGGCUAUUUGUGAAAAUCACAGGGUGCAUUCCGAGUUUCGCAUGAAGCGCACAGACUGCAUAGAAAGUCGUUCCGAUUUAACUAAUGCGCGCAUUGAUAGCGUUUUGGUAGCGCUGAAAAUUCACUAAGGGCCAGUUUCACAAACUUCGGUUAGCUGCUAACCAAAGUGUGCGAAGAUGCAAGAGCCGCCGCAUGUCACGAGCGUGGGUCAGGGCGAAUUUUACACCGCUGCUGCGAAAUAUUGGGACCGCAUCCCGCCCACGGUGAACGGGAUGCUGGGGGGCUUUGGAUUUAUCUCGCAGAUUGAUAUAAAAGGCUCUGUGAUCUUCCUAAAAUCCCUUUUCAAGUUAGAAAAUCCACCUUCCAAAGCGUUUGCCCUGGAUUGCGGUGCUGGUAUUGGCAGAAUUACCAAGAAUUUGUUACUCAAGUUUUUUAAACACAUAGACCUCGUUGAGCAAAAUCCAAAGUUUCUAGAGGUAGCAAAGAUCUCCUUGGAAAAGUAUUCGUCGAGGAUCAGCCAAUAUUAUCCGAUUGGAUUGCAAAAUUUCUCUCCUACGGCAAAAAAGUACGAUAUUAUAUGGUGCCAAUGGGUACUGGGACACUUGAAGGACGACGACCUGAUAGAAUUUUUCAGGAACUGCUCAUUAGGUUUGAAAGAUAACGGUAUACUGGUGGUGAAAGAAAACAUCACAACCUCGAAUAAUAUGGAAGUUGACAAUAAAGAUUCGUCCGUAACGAGGUCAAUGGAAAACUUGCGAGCUAUAUUUCAAAUGGCUGAUCUUAUUUGCAUCAAGGAACAACAACAGACUAAAUUCCCACCCGGUUUAUAUCCAGUUUUUAUGUUUGCCCUUAGACCGAGAAAUCAGUGCGCGAUGUACGAAUCAAAUCUGAUCGCUGUGACUUCUUAGUUAGAUUUACAAUAAAUUAUUUAUUUUUCCAUUAG